CGGGUGAAGUAUCUGUUCCUGACCUGGCUGGCGGUGCUGGUGGGCAGCUGGGUGCUCUAUGUGCAGUUCUCAGCGUACACAGAGCUGUGCAGAGGACACGAGUGCAAGAACGCCAUCUGUGAUAAAUACAGGAAGGGGAUAAUCGAUGGGUCUGCAUGCAGCAGCCUGUGUGACAAAGACACUCUCUACUUGAGCAGGUGUCUGUCAACACUGGCUGAUAACCAGGUGUACACAGGAAGCUGGGGGGACCAUGAUGGGAUCAUCCGCUGUAAGCUGGGGGAGGUUGUGCACUUAGAGCUGGGCGAGGAGCCGGAGCCCCGGAGAGAAACCCCCGUGUUCGACAAGCCCACCAGAGGCACCUCAGUGGAGAAGUUCAGAGAGAUGGUCUUCAAUCACCUCAAGUCCAAGCUCGGAGAGCAGGCUAACCUCGCCAGCCUCGUCAGCCAGAUCCUCACUGUCGCCGACGGCAACAAAGAUGGACGGGUGUCACUACCAGAAGCCCGCUCUGCGUGGGCCCUCCUGCAGAUGGAUGAG
Notothenia coriiceps (black rockcod) is the source of this 534-nucleotide messenger RNA. RefSeq names its product protein FAM69A-like. The record is from RefSeq and is a predicted model, not a curated record. The transcript is spliced from 4 exons. NCBI's taxonomy places the organism in Eukaryota, Metazoa, Chordata, Actinopteri, Perciformes, Nototheniidae. The annotation marks the transcript as partial.